AUGGACAUCCACGACGAGCUCCCUGCGAGCCUGGAGGACUUACCAGCAUCAUUAACCAGGACCUGCAGCAUCCCAGAUCUCACCAAGCUCUUCAAGAAGCCCAGAUCUACACAGUCGCAGUCGCGUGCGGACUCACGGCAAUCCGCAAACUCCUUCUCCGAUAACAGCCAAAUUCUGUACAUGGCGGAAUCCAAGAAACCGAAGUCGAGAAAAGGUCGCCAGUCCCUGUCGUCCAUUGGCAACGGCGUUAAUCGAAGAUUUGAUGGCUCGCUAGACGAGAGAGAAUGUACGCAUGACGCCGGUAGUUUGUCGUGGGAUGUCAUCGAUCAGGAGAUUUUCGAGUGGCAGUACGUCUGCCAAACUGGGCGGCCAUACUGGUGGUCUCCGGACUCGAAAUACACAAGAUUGAAGAAGUACCAGCCUAGAUUGAUGAAUGAACCUAGUCCCAGAUUCUGGAUGAGAGAGCUUGAUGGCCGUCCAAAGCCUGCAUACGCGGAGAAACGUCGAGCUGUGUCCGACAACUACUUCUGCGACCCGAAAGCCAUCAACGACCUCGCUCAUCUUGUUGCUAUACAACUUCUCGGCGCUUGCUUUACCCUUCCGCCAGAUCAUAUUCUGGGUGUUCCAUCCCCGAACUAUACCAUAGACAAUACACGAGUUGGACUCCCAGAUCCUCGAAUGAUCAGCUCAUUGCGCAUGCAUACGCAAUUCAGAUAUUCUCCGAGCUUCGGACAUCAAGCGCGGAACACAUCUCCAGUCCAGGCAUGGCCUCGAAGUCUGGGACGACCAUCGUUCGGCUUCCCGUCGCCGAUUGCAGAUAUUGGAACCGCGGCAAACAGGCGAGGAGAGCGACGGCGUACACUUAAUGUAACCGACGGAUCAGGAUCUGUUGGCUCAUUUGACAGUGACGUGGACCAGUUUGCUCAGUCAUGCAGUAGUAAUGAUGGAUUGGACCAUACGGAAUCGACAAAAGUGCAUCGGUCAAAGGGGGCAUCAUACCCUGCGCAGACACAUAUGGGACCGUCAAACACAACAGAUCCAGUACCGGGACAUGCUAGAAGGCGAGUAAGCAGACGGCGCAAAGACGAGGAAAUCAAAGGAUCGCCCGAAGCAGUGCCAAAGACCAACUACCGUUUAGAACCUGUCAUCCGAUCCGAACCUCAUCACGUCUUCAUACAACCUGUCCGCGAACUGGUUGUCAAGAGAUGGGCUAAUUUCAAGCGUCGAUUGAGUGGCAGCUUGCAUUCAGCUUUGCCAGCAAGAAACUCCGACGAUCGAGAAUCGAGCUCCGAUGUAGGCAGUCCAGCAAUGAGUAAUGAUGGAAAGAUUCGACGGCUCAGAGCGCAGGAAAGAGGCGAAAUUCACAGCUCAGAUGUUGAAACAACACAGCAUUUCAAUACGCCAACGAGUGGGAUUCUUGCAACACAUGAGGGUGUGAGGACUCCAGAUCGAAUUCACGAAGCAACGAUCAGACUUUCAAACCCCAGCAUUGCCGAAGCUGCCCUCACCGCUGCCGAAGGAAGAAUUUCGCAAUCGCCAACAAGCUUUCGAAGCAGGAAACAUGUCUCGCCCUCAGAAUCAUCUCUUCAUCCCCUUGGCUACCAUGAUUAUACGGCAGGACAGACACUCCCAACUCAAUCGCGGCCAGUUUUUCCACUCUACUCUCCAGCCAGGUUCAACCCACCCUUUACAUCGAAAUCAUUCUCCUCAAGAAGAAGACCGAAUCGAGAGCAGAGGAAGAGCAAUCUCUCGGAGAUGUUUACAGCUGAUGAUGUUCCGGGUUCUGGAGCAGUGGACCUGGCUGGAAGAGGGAUUUCCCGUGCGCCAACUACUGCCAACUUGAUGCCGUCUGAGGAGACGAAGCAGGUGAUUGAUAUAACAACUGCGUCUGUUGUUCUGUUCCGGAAAGACCCAGUUGUGUCGUUCAGACCAAGAAUGGGAAGAACAAGCACCAGUGGCACUCAGAUCUUUACUCCGGGGGAUAAUAGCAUCGAACUCGAUGGUUUACCUGUUGGGCCACCCGAAGAGACGUGGAUGAGACAUGGAAGGCGAGAAAGGACGUACCUGUAG
Molecule: messenger RNA, 2070 nt
Organism: Cadophora gregata
Lineage: Eukaryota; Fungi; Ascomycota; Leotiomycetes; Helotiales; Ploettnerulaceae
Exons: 1
Coding region: 1-2070 (689 amino acids)
Source: RefSeq, a predicted model, not a curated record